UAUACUCUUUUAAAAGUGCGAGAAGAUACAUAGAGAGAGAAGCAGAUCAAAUAAAAAAGGGAGAGACAGAGAAGAGAACUCGUUGGGAGAGGAAGGAAAAGUUGAAAGAAAAAAAAGGAAGGAAAUGUUAGGUAGAAAGAUAGAUUGACAGAGAAGAGAGUAGAGAGAAAAUAGUGUUGUUUUCCUAACAGUCGAGUUCUUUGUCUUUGCCUUUUCUCACUGGAAAAGUUGCUGGGAGGAGAAUCGAGAGAGAAAGAGGACACGGUGAAUUCCAGUUAAAAUGUAGUUGUUGGAGAAGUUGAGAAGAUAUUAAUGUGAUCCAUAGAGAGUAUGCAUCAUCAAAGGAAUUAAGAUCAUUAACUGUUAAUUCUGAUGAUAAUGCACCUACUAAAAAUAUUUAUGCUCGACGGAAAGAUAAAGUUUGAACAAGCUUCAGAAAGUUCGUGUAGGCAAAGGUUUUAUACCACAUGACACAAGCAGUAUACGAGAAGCACUUAAUGAAUUCAUCAAAUAAUUUGGAGAUUUUUCGAUAAGGAGUCCCGUCGGGGAUACUAAAUUGUCGGCAGAGGGAUUCAUUAUAAGGAGAGGAGAUGGAGCGUCCGACAAGCACCGCCAACCUUCCCCACGAUGUUUGGACUUUAAUUGCCGCGAAGACCGUAACACAAUCCGUCAGGGACUUGUGCAGUCUCAGGAUGUCGUGCACCGCUGCACGCAAUGCAGGGGAUGAGGAUUUUGUAUACCGAUGCGCCUCGAUUCCAAUUUUGGACCAAUGGUGGUGGAGUGUGAGUCCCAUGCACCAGCAAGGAAGGAACUUCUUAGCACGAUGCAGGCAGAGCGGGCACUUGGAAAUUCUGUUUCGGGAUGCUGUGUCUGACCUUUUUCUCGGCGGGUGUCGUUUUGCGGGGAUGGAAACGAUGCACGCCGUCGCAGCCCACGGCCAUUCAGCUGCCCAGUACACAGUGUCAAUGAUGCUGAUGCUAGGUGAUGACGUCGAGGCAAAGAACAAGGGCUUGGAAACAUUUCGUGGGCUUGAGGCAGCCGGUUCCCUAACAAUAUGCAAAUUGGUGUUUCGAGAUGUUAUCCAAGGGUCGUGGACACAUCUGCGUCACGUGCCAGUGCUAAACGGAGAGAAUCUAGUUUGUGUUUCGCAUGCAUGUCCAAGCCAUGGAAACAUGGGUGCUAUUUACCAUCAUCAACGCUAUGGAAGAGGGUGGCACGUAAACGAUGGUGAUGGAGGUGCUGCUCAUAUUCCGUGUGUGCAUUGUCGGGCAGACUAUGAGUUGAUCCUGUUUGUCCACCUCUUUGACUCAUAGGAUAGGAGUGAGUUCACCUUAUAUUUUUAGUUAUCUAAUAUAUGUAUUAUGUAAGGAUUUUGCUAUUUGUUAUUAUGUAAUUAUGUUAUUAUAU
Molecule: messenger RNA, 1407 nt
Organism: Arachis duranensis
Lineage: Eukaryota; Viridiplantae; Streptophyta; Magnoliopsida; Fabales; Fabaceae
Exons: 4
Coding region: 591-1313 (240 amino acids)
Source: RefSeq, a predicted model, not a curated record